AAUUGUUUAGUUGUUAAUGUUACUUAACAUGUUUAAUCUACUACGUGCUCCUUUCCUGUUCCGCCCGUAAUGCAGCAGCCAGUUCGUUCCACGAGGUUUCCAAGAUGGCCAAAAAGAAAGAUGCCGAAAAGGCAUCACACGGUAAUGAAAAUAACAAGUCGGCGAAGAAUGAAGGCAACGAAGAUGACGAGCCAAACUUCAGCGAUCCAGAAGGAUAUACGGACCCAAUUUCUGAUGAAGAGCUGCUGGGGGACCUCCUGAAGCAGAAGCCCCACGAGACGGAUGGCGUGGAGUCGGUCAUCGUGGUGGACGGCGUGCCCCAGGUGGGGCCCGACCGCCUCGAGAAGCUGUCCGUCGUCAUCAACAAGAUAUUCUCCAAGUUCGGCCCCAUCGUCAGCGAGUACUACCCGAAGAACGAGAACGGGCACACCAAGGGGUACAUAUUCCUGGAGUACGGCAAGCCCCAGCACGCCCUGGAGGCGGUCAAGCUGGCCAACAACUACAAGAUCGACAAGCAGCACACCUUCGUCGUCAACCUGUUCACCGACUUCAAGAAGUACGAGGACAUCCCGGGGGACUGGGAGCCGCCCCAGCCGCAGCCCUACAAGGAGCUGGGCAACCUGCACUACUACCUGCUGGACCCCGACGCCUACGACCAGUUCUGCAUCAUCAACGCCGCCAACAGCACCGUGCAGAUCUGGCUCAACUCCGCCCCGGAGCCCACCAUCGUGGAGGAGCGCCAGCGCUGGUCGGAGACGUACGUGAGCUGGUCUCCGCUCGGCUCGUACCUCGCCACGUUCCACAAGAAGGGCGUGGCGCUGUGGGGCGGCCCGGGCUUCGGCCAGAUCAUGCGCUUCAGCCACAACGGGGUGCAGUUCAUAGACUUCUCCCCCUGCGAGAAGUACCUGGUCACGUUCUCGCCACAGGCAGACGACCUGCCCGGCGACCAGAAGAAGCUCAUCAUCUGGGACAUCCGCACGGGGCUGGAGAAGAGGACCUUCGUGGCGGACGGCCUGAACGUGUGGCCCAUCUUCCGCUGGUCGCACGACGACCAGUACUUCGCUCGCAUCGGCACAGACAUGCUGAGCGUGUACGGGACGCCCUCGUUCGGGCUGCUGGACAAGAAGAGCAUCAAGAUCCCCGGCAUCAGGGACUUCUCGUGGUCGCCCACGGACAACGUGCUGGCCUACUGGGUGGCGGAGGACAAGGACGUGCCGGCCCGGGUCACCCUGCUGGAGAUACCCUCUCGGAAUGAGACCCGGGCGAAGAACCUGUUCAACGUCGCGGACUGCAAGAUGCACUGGCAGAAGUCCGGGGACUACCUCUGUGUGAACGUCAACCGGUACAGCAAGAUAAUCAGGAAGGAGAAGAACGAACUGAAAUACUCCGGCAUGUACUACAACUUCGAGAUCUUCCACAUGCGGGAGAAGCAGAUCCCGGUGGACAGCGUUGAGAUCAAGGAGCCGAUCCACGCCUUCGCCUGGGAGCCCGUCGGCUCCAAGUUCGCCAUCAUCCACGGCGACGGCCCCAACAUCAGCGUCAGCUUCUACGGCGUCAAGACGGGCCACACCCCGUCCCUGCUCAAGAGGUUCGAGAAGAAGGCGUGCAACUCGCUGUUCUGGUCGCCGGCGGGCCAGUUCAUCGUGCUGGCGGGCCUGCGCAACCUGGGCGGCACGCUGGAGUUCGUCGACACCAACGACUUCGUGGUGAUGCACAGCACGGAGCACUUCGCGGCCUCCGACGUGGAGUGGGACCCCACGGGCCGCUACGUCGUCACCGCCGUGUCCUACUGGAAGACCAAGGUGGACACGGGCUACUGGAUCUGGUCGUUCCAAGGCAAGAUCCUGAAGCGCGCGAGCGUGGAGACGUUCUGCAAGCUGCUGUGGCGGCCGCGCCCCAAGUCGCUGCUCCCGGCCAAGCAGGUCGGCGAGAUCAAGAAGAACCUGAAGAAGUACAGCGCCCAGUUCGAGAGCAAGGACCGCCUCCGGAUGUCCAAGGCCUCCAAGGAGCUGAUUGAGAAGCGAGCCAAGCUGCUGGAGGACUUCGUGGAGUACAAGGCCAAGCGGGUGGAGCAGUGGAAGUCCCAGAAGGGCCGGCGGCUCGAGCUCAGGAACAACAUCGACACCGACGAACUUGACUCAGACACGAAGAACGUCGAAGAGGAGGUGGUAGAGUUUUUCAUCAAGGAAGAGAUAACCGUUCUCGAGUAAUUUGUGAAUCGAUACUUGUGAUUGUUGCAAAAGAGAGAACGACUUGCCAUUCUUGGAAACCUCUUGUAACGCGACGAACGUGGACUGGUGCAUUGACAUUGUAAUUAUCACUAUUAUCGGUGGAGUGUCCUGUAUCUUUGUAUGGAUGACUGACUGCUAAUUGCUUUCUUUAAAUAGUUAACUAACCAGCCUGCUCUCUAGAGCGGGUUCCCGUGGUGGAAAAUGAUUUUUGAUUUGUCGAGAGAGAGUGUUGCAGUUCGUGCUUGGUUUUUACACUUGCUUUCUGCCUUUACCUGCUGUGCCGUUCCCAACGGUAGAACACGCUUCACCUUUUAUCUGGGAAAGUUCUAUCAUGUGCCGUAUAGAAUAUGUACAAAAAUCAAUAAAACUUUAUUUCCUGCA
Molecule: messenger RNA, 2612 nt
Organism: Bacillus rossius redtenbacheri
Lineage: Eukaryota; Metazoa; Arthropoda; Insecta; Phasmatodea; Bacillidae
Gene: eIF3b
Product: eukaryotic translation initiation factor 3 subunit B
Exons: 13
Coding region: 105-2210 (701 amino acids)
Biological process (GO): translational initiation
Cellular component (GO): eukaryotic translation initiation factor 3 complex
Molecular function (GO): translation initiation factor binding; RNA binding; translation initiation factor activity
Source: RefSeq, a predicted model, not a curated record